CGGCGAGAUAUUUGACGUAAAAAAAUAUAAAUUACAAAUGGCGUUUACAUAGAAUAGACAGAUGUGUUCACGGCCACGAUGGGCGAUGAUUCUUUGAUAUUACGAGAAGAUGGUUAUAUACGUAUGAACUUUCCUGUUACUUCAUUAACGUAUCAUAGUAAUUUAAAUAUAAUAUUGGUGAAGACUGACGUAGGUGGUGUACACGUUUUGGAUGUGAACUCUGGUGUGAUCCUCCAGUCUUCUUGCCUGUCAGCGGAUGACGGAGGCACUCUCGGCGUUGAGUAUGCGGCGGGUGCGGAUCGGGUCUUCGUUUGGGAUGGUAGUGGUGUGGGCGCCCGCACCGAUUACAAUGGGGUACUCCUCCUUCACACGGCGCUUCAGCGUCCGCUCAAAUCCUCCAAACCAGACAAAAUCAUCCGCAUUGAGCUAGUUUUGUCUGAGGCUGUGCUGUUGUAUCAGUGCUUGCAAAGCCUUGAUGCUCAUUCCAUUGAUGGCCUCACUGACUUCAUAAAUGAACUUAAGAACUCCAUUGAUGCAGAGCCUGUUCGCAAAGGAGUGAAAGCACAGAAGUGGAGCACAGUUACCAUCUGCCUGCCACAAUCGACCGUCCGGUUGGUGACUACUGGGGUAGUGCAAGAACUGAAGGGUCAGAAUCGGCGUAUUCCAGCGCUGGCGAUAGCCUCAGCUGUGGGCCAGCGCGCCAACGAACUCGUGCCCCGAUCCAGAGAUGAGGAAGCCCGGCCGUUGAUGUACUCUGAGGCGGAGCGGAAAGAAACUUUCAAGAGGUGGCCUCAUAUGGAUUACAAAUGGGCGUUACCAGCGCGUAUGGCGCAAGCCGGGUUCUACCACCAGCCUACGCCGAGCGGCGACGACCGCGCGAUGUGCUUCACAUGUCUCGUGUGCCUCGUGUGCUGGGAGAAGUCGGACGAGCCCUGGGUGGAACACGAGCGGCAUUCGCCGAACUGCCCCUUUGUACGGGGCGAAUACACUCACAACGUGCCUAUAUCGGUAUCAAACGCGACAGCUUGUGCCGUUCCCUGUGCCAACGUAAAAGUGGUUUCUAAAGGCAACUCUGGAGACUUGAUAGCCUGCGGUACUGUGGAAGGUGGACACAAUAUUGUGAACAUUUGGAAGUUCGAUUGCGGCCUCAAGCUGGUCAAAUUCAUCCAUCUGUCGCCCUACGACUCCAUAUUCAGCGGCAUUCUGUGCACCGAUCUCGAUAAAGUUUGGUCCACCGGAUUAGAAAAAGAUACUUCCACAUACGAUUUUGAGCUUACAGCGAUGUCAUUUGUCGGUAUGACGUCACAGCAAGAAGCGUAUCCCCAAGCACAAAGCACGGAAAACACGGAGAAGGAGAAUACUAACAAUAAAGCGAAGCCCUCUCUGAUAUGCGCCAUCACUAUCACUAGGACAAACACGGCGCCUUCCAACCAACCCAUUCAAGAGGACUCGAGCAAAGCUCUGUUCGAUUCCGGUGUAGAUAAAUCCAAACAAAGUGUACAGGCCAUGAACGAUCAAAACGAAGCAAAGAGUAAUCAAACGCCUACAGACAAGAUGCUGUUCCUUCUAACUUACGACAUACACAGCUCGUUAGGCGGCUCGAUUACCACAGUAGUGCACACAUCAAAUAGUAGCGGUAACUCUAAACAUGGCGGUAGUAAGAAGGUGUUAACUGUAGCGAGGAAAGACGACGCCAACAUUUACGACGAAGUCUAUUUUCAAUAUUCGGACGAAGACACGGAACUUCCUCAAUGCACUAGCAGUUUAAUGGAUGAGCAAAUCAGUAACGUAAUAAACUUGAACGCGUCCUCGAGUAAAGAGGAUUGUAAAAUAUGGGAACCUAAAAAGAUUAAUUUUACGAAGCAUUCUAAAGUGCUGCCUCCGCCGCCACCGACGGCGCUGUUGCCGGAAUUACCUGAAUCGGGGCAAGGGAGCAUGCUGGAUUUCGUAGGGAAAAUCUCGCAGCUGAAGAGUUGGAAAAGCGGUAAUCUGGAGUCUGUCGGCACAAAACUAGCAGACCAAACUGACGCAGUACUCCAAGCUGAUCCUAUAACUCAUUACCUUAACAUGAAUGGACCUUUAGAAAUUUCAGACCUGAAAUGGUAUGAAGGAGGCGAUGGCACUGAAAAGAUUAAGGUUACGACUUUCGGCGGAACAAAGGUCAAGGCGCAGACUGUCAGUAAUAGCAACAAUGAUGGCUUCGACAGCGAUCCUCCACAGGAAGAGGUGACACAGGCUGUCGCUAUUCAGUGCUUAAGUCUUCCAACAAAACUGAACUUGAGGGAUGACUCCAAAGUUACACACUUGUUACCCACAGAGGACAAAGAACAUCUGCUAGUUGUAAUAUCUAGUAUAGAGCCUGAUAAAGUUAAAGUAGAAGAAGAAACCGAUGGUGACGGUGACACGAAGAUGGAUGUAGAUGAGACAUCCGACCAGACAGACAAGGACAGCUCUGACACAAAGGCCUAUUUCCUUUUGUAUAAAAUUAACAUUAAAACUUCCGUAUUCACUUUGGAGGAUAAUCCAGUCACAGUCAAAGAGUUGCCAUUCAACGAGAGCCCCGUUGACUUGUGUUUAUUACCUAAGGAUAAGCACGAUCAGUACUCAUUUGCAGUGGUCGGCGUCGACGGUAAUUUGCGGUUGUAUUCCCUACCGGACUUCAGGAUGUUGUCUGAGAAACGAGUUCCAAAGGGACAGUUUACUUCCGUUACGUUUUGCGCAUCUGUCGAACGUCUAAGUGUAUCGACGAAGUACGGCAUGAUAUACUUUUAUGCUCUAAACAAUGGAGAGCAGGAUUCCACGGGAGAUGCGGACGAAGAUGAAUUCGCCAAUAUUGAUUUCGACAUGCUACAGAAAGCGCCUCGAGACGAAGUGUGCGGCCCGACGCCCGCACCAGUCAUUAUCGCUAAUAAGACUGAGUUGGAUGUGAAUGACUUAGAAACAAUGAUAUCGCUAACAGGGUCCUACGGUACGAACACGACAGUGCCUUAUAGCGCAGUAGUGCCCGGAUUCUGGUGCGAAUUGUCGCCAGCGCAGCGCUCCAGAUCCGAUCAUCAGAAUAAUAGAACUUGGAGGCUGCAGUCCUCCACUUGGGAUGAACACGUGUUGGAGCUUACACUCCCCUAUAGCGCCUCACUUGCUCAUAUAGAAUUUGGCUUCACAUUACACACGGCAUGUUCAACAAACUUGCCAAUAAUUCAAGUAACUUUACUUAAACAAAAUUUACAUGGCUUAGGAUACAAGAAAGACGCUUCUUUCGGGCACAGGUCAGACUCGCCCGUGCACAUUUCGGUCGAUGCCGACAAUGCGACAACUUUAGAGAAUCCUGUGAACAGCGAAGAGUAUCUUCAGGCGCACAAUGCUGAGAUUCUAGCUGGACCGUUGCUUUUAUCAUCAGGAUUAGACUUGACGCAGCAAUCUGGUACUUUGAUUUUGACAAGUCCUCGGCUUCAUAGGGCAAGAGGCAGAACAUUUCUAAUUCAUAUAAAAUCUUUAUUUGAUCCUGCGAAAGACAUGGCGAAAGGUCCGGCUAAGUCUAGUGAUAACGGUUCUAAGAAGUCUGGCUUCAUAGGAUGUGAUUGGCUUCAUCAGAUCUCGCUGACUGUUCGCGCCAGUCCACCCUCUGAUGUGCCGAUGGAGCGCCAGCAGAGAAUAGCAAUGCUCGAGUCGAAUGCAUUCCUGAACACGCUCUGCGAGAUAGCCGUUGGCAGCGGCAAUUCCGAAAAACGUAAACUGGCAUUAGAUUUACUCAUUUGGACUGUAUCAAUUAGAUUGCAACGCAUGCGUACUGCGAAAUCAGAGAAAGGCAAAAGCAAGGAAGCAAGCAAUCCCGUGGAGAUGCAGCAACUCGAAUGCGUCCGGACUAUCGAGCGACACACCGAUGCCCUCGUUAAGAAUUGCAUUUUAUGCUCAAACAGAAGUGUCGCCAAGAAAUGCGUCAAGAUUAUGUUGAUCACUAGCGAGGGUGUGAAACAACUUCCAAAGCCGUGGAAGUGUACGUUCGAACAGACGCUGAUGAGUAGCGUAAGCGCGUGCAUACCAUACUUGGGGGCUUGCGAAUCACCUGGUGCUUUGCGUUGGUUGGCAGCGUUAGCACAGCAUACUACCCAACGGGCAGCAGCUGCAGACUUAGUGCGGAACUGUCUCGCGCUGCUGGAACGAACCGCGCGCUGUCUGCGAGACCGCGCCGACGUGUACCAUCAGUUGCUGCGCGCGAGGUUCGGUCUGUACGGAUUGCCGCUCGAGCGUACGAUCUUCGCAGCGGAAGUGCCUGAGUUAGGACGCGGCUCCUCCACGCCCGUGACUUACGCGAGCGUACUAACCGGCGACUCGGCCACGCCGCCCAGUGCCAAAACCGACUGCCAGCUCAAAGACUUGCUCAACUUACCACCCGAUAUUGCUUCCCCGACAGACUCGAAGACGCCGCCGGUAUCGGUAGCGGCGUGGGCUCAGAACAACGGCGUGGGAGUGUUCGGGGCGGGGUUGAGUGAAGCAAUGCCGUUACACGUGACUUGUCACGUGGCGUCUGACGGUACGAAGUUGGAGUCUACCGGGGCGAGGCAUCACCCCGCCGUGGUCAGCUCGUUCCCUGGCGGUUUCGGAGGCGCUGAUCCUAAUCAGUUAUGGUCGGUCGUGAAGGAAGGUCAGACGAAGCAAACCUCUCAGGACCCCGACUCUUUGGAGGACGUCGAGAGCUCGCUGAUGGAGUGCGAUCCUCAGGAGAAACUCGAGUUCUCCGAAGAGAAACUUUUUAAGGAGCAGGAACAAUGCAACAUCCCUUGGGCGGCGUUGGUGACGCGGCCGCCCCAACACACGCUGGUGGUGGAGCGGAUGCAUUCAGGCGCUCGCCGCUACAUCGUGCUGGACUUCGGCCACGCUGUGAGACUGACUGACGUGAUAAUACCUUCGUGCUCUGACCUGGUGACCUUGUGCAUUGACAUCUGGGUGGUCGGGGAGGAGACGGAUUGCGUCAAGCUCGCAUUCGCUACUGACAUUGCAACGAAGCACUUGGUACUCACGGAUAUACAGCCACCUCCGCUCUGUCGAUAUAUGAAGAUAACGACGAUAGGCCGGUACGGAAUGUCGGCCAUGAAGUGCAAGAUACCUCUCGGUUGGUUCUACGGUGAGAUCGCAGAAAUCGCUAACGUACAACCCUCUGUAAACGCACUCAACGCACUGCAACAGGAUUUAUCCUGCCGAUUUAGGUUAGCAACCGGCAAACUGAUGGACUUGCUCAAUCCCUACUUGGAGCUCUACAACGGCAACGCCGCUCAUAUGAUGGCUUACUUGAACAUCGCCAAUGACACGGAUCACAAUGUAGUAGCGGCAUACCAGGAGUGCAUAGAGCUGCAGCAGCAGAUGCAUACAUGCAACAAUAUUCUUAAGAAGCUGCAGAACGCGCCCGAUUGCAACCCCAAGCUUUUAGAAAUGGUCAACAAGGGAAAGAUAACCUCGGAAGCAUUGCUAGAACGCGCUUCAACGGACAAACUGACAGUUAUCAGUGAGAAUAUUGUGGACAUGCUCCUGUAUUUCUUCUUCCAAUUGGGCGAUGUGCCGCAUGAGCCCGUAGGCGAGGCGUGGUGCCGCAACGUGUGCCCCGUGUCGUGGGAGUGUGGCGGGCGCGCGGGCGCCGCGUUGGCCACACUGGUGGCGCGGCUGUGCGGCAGCGCGCGCUGGUGGGGGCCCUACCUCGCCGAUACGCUAGCCGCUGCGCUUGCGCACGCCGACGCCCCGCCGCGGGCCCUGGACAGAUGCCUGGUCCUUGUGAUGUAUAUGUGCCGUAAGAGCUUGUUCGCUCAAGCGGACCCCGAGCAAGGCGUGGCUGCGGCACUAGCGGAACGCGCAUUGGCCUUAGUUCGAGCACCGCGACCGCAGCCCGCUCUCACUGCCGCGCUACUCACCGCGCUCGCUGCCGCGCUAGAUGCCGCUGCUGCCACGCCCGCGUCGUCUCCCUCGUCUCCGCGGCAUAAUAGGUGGGAUUGGGUGACGGGCGGCCGAGUGGGCAGCGGUGGAGGUGAAUCUUCCAGCUCAUCCUCCCCACGCACCACCGAGUGCAAGCUGCACCGCCGCAAACUGCACAAGAAGCUGCUUCACCAGAUGCAGGAGUUGGAAGCCGCCAGGCGAGGCACACAGGUCGCUAUAGAAGAUCAACAGCGCGUCCGAUUCAGUUUGAAAGCGCGCAUGGCUAUGGUGGGUAAACGAAGCGAUAGCAGCAGUAAGACUGAAAGCGGCGGCGUCGAAGUCAGAACGGCCCGCCCUUUACCCGCUUCUCUAGCGUCUGCUCUGGGCGCCGCCCUGGUUCAGCAUAUGCUGUACGCUGAUAGUUCUACGGAUGGCGACGCGUUAUUAUUGUGCGCUAAGGUUGUAGGCCGACUAUGUGCAGUGUGCGGAGGUGCGGGUCUAUUAGACCCCGCCAGCAUACUGGGCCUGGCCAGGCUCGCGGUCACUCUGCCGCCUUGGCCUAGGCACGCGCUGACUACCCUAUUGCAGGACUUGGUGGAGUAUGAGAGUGGCAAUAGUAGUGGGAGUACACCGAGCGUGACCGACGAAGCUUGGUCGGCGCCCGGAUCGUCGCGACUCUCGCGCCCUUCGCAUCGACCGAAAGGUGCCACUGUCGCAGACUCAUCCACAAAAAUGUUGUUUGCAGAUGCGUUAGCCGAUAGUUUUGGUCUGGCGAAGAGUAGCAACUUUAGCAAGCCCAAAGUAGCCCAACAAGACUCAAUUAAAGACAUUGACAUUGACGAACAACUGACGCAAGUUACUGAAUCAGAUGAUUCCGACACUGAGGAGAAAGUGGAGCAGUACUUCUUAGAUGCUGUCAAGAAAGAGACCAGGAGUAAACCCUGCAUCGACAACAGUGCCAGCGUGGUUUCUGUAUGCUGCGACGCGCGGGUGGAGAGUGGGGCGGGCGGCGCAGGGGCGGCAGCGGAGGCGUUAGCGAGGCGGGCCCUGUUAGCCACUGGCGGGGCCUUAGCGCGGGCGUUACGUGCGCAUACUCCGUCACCUCCGCCGCGACCGCCCGCGCCUGUUACCGCCACCGCCACCGCUGCCUCCGCGGCUACUCCCACGCGACACCACCCGCCUCUCACGCACACGCUGUACGAUGUCUUUAGGCAUCUCGCGCUCGAGUUCCACACGCAGAUGGAUUGCACAUUCAUGGAGAACGUGGUGGCGCUAUGGCUGACGUUGAACGGGUCUGCGUGGGGCGGCGGUGCCUGGUCUUUGGCAACGCUGGCCGUGCCCGCCGACGCUCCGCGCGUGAGGCUCGCCUCCGACACCGUCAACGCGCUGCUGCAUUCACUGUGCACAUUAGAAAACAUAUCACUCAGAUGCUGGGUGUUAUCAAUGCAAGCGCUGGCAUGGAUUACCACUUUACCUCUGCAGAUGGAAGGUAGCACCCAAACGAUGGGCCGCGUCAUCCUCGAGUGCGAGCACUUUGUACCAGCGGUGGUGAAGUUCAUCACGAUGAAUGUCAACAAUGACGGCGCUGUUGUCUCCUCGGAACCUUAUCUCGGCGGCGCGAGCAUAGGCGCAGGCGCGGGAGCGGCAUCGGCGUUGCACUCCGUAAUAUCGCGCGUGGUGUGCGCCCGGGGAGCAUGCGGUGCUUUAGCGGCGCUACGCAUGGUGGCGCUAGUGUGGCGCGGCGACGCGGGCCACGCGUACGACCUGCAGGCCACGCUGCUGCGCCUCGCGCACCCCAUGCUGCAGCUGCUGCCCGCGCGACACACGCCGCACGCCGCCGCGCUCAUACACACUGUCGCUCAGUUAUCAUGUGCAUGGGUGCGGGAGAGCAGCGGGGGCCGCUGGUCUGGUGGGUCGGAAGCUCGUUUGUCCGGCCUACUUGCCGACGUACUGGGCGGUGCGGCAGUAGGCAGGCGAGCGCCGCUCCGACGCGCGGUGCUGGCGCAGCUGUUGCACUACUGCAGGAAGCUGCUGGCCGCACCGGCCGCGCCCGCGUCACACGCCGCUCCAUCGGCGUCAAGCCCAAGCUCAUCGAGUGAACAAUCACAAACGGACGAGAGUAAAGCACAACAACAGGAAGCCACUAACGUGGAAGACGAAAGAAAACAGCAGGCUGCGCGUACGCCUUGCCAUGCUGACACUGUGCUGCAACAUCCACAUAUAAUGCAGAGAUUCUACAAAACUUUAUCGAUGUGCGAUGGAAUGAACAGUCUAUUAUUGAACUCCGGUAUGAGCUCUGAGCCAUCAGGUGAAUAUUCUUCGCUGAAAGAAGAGGUAUUCUGGCUUGUGGCCACCAUACCCAAUGUGGCUGCAAACCCUGCAGCCAUGGUCAGCAGUCUCAUAGAGUUUCUGAGGAAAGAAGAAAUAGUUCAUCUGUCGCAAGCGAUGCAGCAAUUAAUUAUCCGGCUGUUGGACAAGCCCGAAGCCUUGUCGGCGUUCAUUGAGGCAGGCGGGUUGGAAUUAGCUAUUGAAAAAUUGACAGCCUGUCAUCAGUCGGGGCCGAGUAACAGCCAGGGGCUAGUGUCCUCGCUGAUGAACUACCUGAAGUUGCCACACCAACUGGUGAAUCUGUCCACGCCCGCCAGCGGAAAGAAGAGCCAGCCCCCGGUCAUCGAGACCGCCAAUGGGCUUGUCAAUAUUGCGCCGUUAUGCACAGUAUCGUGCGGCAACCCGACCGCGCAGGCUGCGGACGUACUCCUAGAAGGCGGCGGAUCGCGCGGCUCCUGCGCGGCGAGACGCGUGCGGGCGGCCGCCUGGUCCUACCACUUCUUCAGCGCCGACGACACCUCCCUCGCGCUCACGCUCACGCUGCCCUACGCCGCGCUGCUUCACGAGCUUCAGUUGCAGCCGCACCUCACGAGCCUCGCUACAUGCCCAGGCGCUGUGGGCGUAGAAGCCGGUUGCGGCGGCACAGUGGCGCCACUGGGGCCGCCUCAAGUGACGACCGGCAUGACGUUCAUCCGACUGGCACUGGCGCGGCCGGUGGUGUGCUCCACGGUGCAGCUUCGGCUCUACCGCCCUCGCGACUCCGCCAAUAUGGGGCUGCUGCAGCUGCGGCUCCUAGUGGCUCCUGCCUUUUCCCCGAAUUUGUGCCCGCCGCCCUCCAAGCUCGCCGCGAAUAACUGGGCGUGCGUGAUAUCGGCGUGCUCGCGCGCGCGCCUCAGCCCCGCGCGCUGGGAGUGCCUGACGGGCGCGGGCGCCGUGAGCGCGCUGUGCGCGUGCGUGGUGGGGGGCGGGCCGGCCGCGCACCACGCGCACCACGCGCUGCUGGCCGCCGCCGCGCGCGCGCCGCCCGGCCCCGCCCGCCUGCUCGCCGCGCUGCUCAACAUGGACGCGCAUGCGCACGCGCACGAAUUCCAAGUAUCGAACAGCAGCACGAGCGGGGCGAGCGGCACGGGCACGAGUGGGGGCGGCAGCAUGAGCAGCGUGUGUGAACUGAUCCGCCAAGUGUGCGGCCGCUGCCCGAGCGGUGCUGUCCACGCAUACCUGCAGUGGCUGUCUGCCGCCGCCGAGACCUGGCUGCGGGAACAGAAGCCGCCCUCCGCCGCGCUCACGCAUACGCUCGCCACGGUGCUAUGGAGUUUAAAAGAAGAGAAGACUUUAGAAAACUUAGAAGAAUUGAUAACGGACGAUCUAUUCGAACUAGUCUACACUUGGGUUAAAGAUGUACCUGAAUCCAGUCUCCUGAAGAAAUCUCUAGAUGCCAUUCUGUGCUCAAUGUGCUAUAUUAGGCCGGAAUUAUUCAAAAUGUUGCUGGAACAAAUGGACAUACCGAUAGAUCACGUAGAGAGUAUGGAGGGUCUGACGGACGAUACUAAAGUGUCUGCGGUGCCUAUGGUGGAAUCUCAAGAGUGUGAUAGUAGCGUUGCUUGGAGAUUACGUGGAUGGCAGUUGCAGAGUGUGGCUGCAGCUGCGAUGUCUCCUGACGCUACUUUGGCGUUAUUGAGAUCUAGACUGCCCGCCGCUGUCGUUCGUGCGCUUGCAGAGUACAGUGAAGCAAAAUUGGAGUUAAUAAAGAAGCAGCUAAGUUCCUCAGAAGAUGUCACCAUGGUUGAUUUAGAAAAGGAAGAAAGGAGUCCCAUAAAAACAGAAUUGCCAUCAAUGAAGAGCGUGUGCCAACUAGUGGAGUUCUUGCGGGCGUUGUGUUCCGACCGCCGGUUGAAGGAUUGGCUGGGCACUGCCGGCUCGUGCUUUUGGCAGCCGUUACUCAUGCUGCUGUGUUAUCCUAGACCAGCUGAAAGCACGUGGCAGGAGGGUGCGCAGUAUGCUCAAUUGGAGGAGAACACAAUCCGACUGUUUGCAGAACUAAACAUUUGCCAUCCUGCUAAUCAAAAACUGUUUGCACAUACUCUACAUAGGAUAUUAGAAUCACUACACUGUACAGGUCCAGAGGGCAUCUCCGGGUUCACGCGAGCGCUGAUCCUGCGCCUGGUGGUGUCCGGGGAGCGCGUGCGAGUAGCGCUGGUGUGGGGCGGGGGCGUGCGGGCGCGCGCGCUGCCCCCGCACCCCGCCGCCCGCGCGCGGCACACGCUCACCCUGCCGCUCGCCACCACCGUGCGCGCGUUGCUGGCCGAGCACCGCCCGCCGCUGCCAAUAGUGGACGACGCAGCCAAAAUGUGCGUGAACCCUUCAUCGAGUGGCGUGGGUUCGAUACUACGCAGUGCAUCAGACACCGCUAUAAUGACCGUAGCGGACGCAUGGGAACUCAGCCUCGCCGCCGCCAGUGCGUCCAAAGACAAACGCGUCAAAGACGUGAAGAACACCUCGCUCAAACAGCAGAACCACAAGAAACGACAGCUCAAAAACAACAAUGAACCGUCCGUGCUCUCUGUUACCGAUGAAUUAAUAGAAACGACGAUACGUGUACAAGUUCCUGGGCUAGAAGGAUUUAUUCCUGGCCACACGACGCUGGCGCAGUUGGUGGAAGCGGCGCCUCAUGUGUUCGGACCUCAUCUCACACUCACAUUACAUCUUAAUACUGAUGGAGAAGUGUGGUCCGGCCCGACAUGGGAGCCGAGUCCGAGCACCACCAGCGCCGGCACCGGUGCGGACGGGUCCCGUGCGCGGUGCAGCGGGCUAGUACUGCGUGAGUUCGGUGCUUGCGGCGGGCUUGCAUUAGUAGCGGCUCGUCUGCCGCGCCCGCACGCGCCGCCUCUCGCGCCGCCCGCAGCGCCCCCGCACCACGACCUCGACUGGGUCAAGCUGGACGACCCGUACGAGGAGGUGGUGGAGCUUGGAGUCAGUUCGGGCAGCAGCGCGCUAGGCGUGGAGGAUGGUGGGUGCGCUGGAGUCCCCGCGCACGCGCUCGCGGCGCUCGGGCUGCUGCUGAAGCUGCCGCGCUACGCCGACGCGCUGCUGGACGAGGGUGCGCGCGCCGUGCAUCUGCUGCGCCUGCUGCUGGGCGUCACGCACACCGAGGACGGCCGCAGCAUAGUAGUGAGCGGCGGGUCGGGCUCAUCAGGCGGGGCGUGGUCGCUAGGAACACUGCCCUUCCUGGUGGUGUCGCGACUGCUAGAGGGCGCCGGUGACGUGUCCAGCGCAGAAGCUCUGGCUUUGAGACGAGCUCUACUAGCACUCGGCGCUGUUCGCCUUGUACUCGCGUGCCUAUCUGUCUUUACUCAUCACCGUCCAGCCUCCAGUGACAACAGCCAAGCAUCGAACGGUUCGUCGGGCAAGUCUGAAGAGAAGAGCCAACUGUACUGGGCGAAGGGCACAGGCUUCGGCACGGGUUCCACACAGCAGUCAUGGAACGUCGAGCAAGCGUUAGUACGGCAACGGACUGAGGAGGAACAUGUCACUGUAUUAUUGCAGGUGUUAGCAUCAUACAUGAAUCCCGGGGAGAAGUGGCCGCCCGAGGAGAACUCCCCAGAGGAGGAGCCUCCCCCCGCGCCUGCUUCAAGUUCGACCACCGACGCCAACGAUUCCACCGACUCCGAGCCUCACCACCUGCCUCUAGAGUUCAUCGACCUUGUCGCCGCCAGCUCGCUAGUGCCCGCCAUCUGCUCCUACCUUAGAAAUGACUCGGUGUUGGACAUGUCGCGGCACAUUCCCCUCUACGUAUGCGUGCUGCGUUGUGCGCGCGCGCUGCUGGCGCUGCGCUCGCGGCGACUGUCCGGCGCGCUGCGGCCUCUGCCGCGACUGCUGCACCAGAUGUCCCGCACUACCAACUCCUACGCGGCCAAGCUGCGGAUGAGUAAAAAGAAUUUAUUCGGUAAAAUGACAUAUAGCCAAAGAUUUAGCACGUCUAGUAAUUCAGAAUUAUCGGAAGAGGACGAAGGACUGGCAGCGCUCAUAGCAGACAUUCAGGCGACAUCGGCGUUAGUGUGCCGGACAGAGGGUGAGGGUGGCGGGGAGGGAGGGGGGGUGCCGCGAGCUCUAAGCGGAGCUACAAGAGAGGCUCGAUACCUGGACCUUAUGCGCACCAUGCAGUUCGAAACGUUCGAGAUGAUAGCGGAGUGCCCGGAAAGCGGGUUCCGUUUCACGGUCCCGUACCACUUCGAAGGCGCGGUGAGAGCAGCCGGCGCCCGCGCAGCUCCCGCGCGGAUGAAACGACUCGCACAAGAAGCUGCGACGUUGGCUACCUCCCUACCACUGUCUUACUCGUCGUCGGUGUUCGUGAGGACGGACACUGACAGGCUGGACGUUAUGAAGGUGCUAAUAACCGGCCCAUCUGACACGCCGUACGCGAAUGGCUGCUUCGUCCUAGACGUAUACUUCCCGGCGGAGUACCCCGCUGUUCCCAUGCUCAUCAACCUGGAGACGACGGGAAGGCAUUCAGUACGGUUCAACCCGAACCUCUACAACGACGGCAAAGUGUGCCUCUCCGUACUCAAUACGUGGCACGGACGGCCCGAGGAGAAGUGGAACGCGCACACUUCUAGUUUCCUGCAGGUGCUAGUGUCGAUUCAGUCGUUAAUCCUUGUCCCGGAGCCGUAUUUCAACGAGCCUGGGUACGAGCGAAGCCGCGGCACGAGCGUCGGCACCAGCGCCUCGCUGGAGUACAACUCUAACAUCUACCAGGCCUGCGUGCGCUGGGCCAUGCUGGACCAUCUGCGCAGCCCUGAGCCCUGCUUCAAGGAGGUUAUCCAGACGCAUUUCUGGAUCAAGCGCAACGAGAUAAUGCAGACGGUGGCCAACUGGAUCACGGAGCUCGAAGGGCAGAGCGGCGACGAGCGCACGCAGCGCACCAUACAGCUCAACCUCAUGGCGCUCAAGCGGCACUACGUAAAACUACAAGAGGAGUUAGCUAAACUGUCAGCGCCCCGAGGGUUAGAGGAACUAGACGAGCCUUUCACUCUACCCGCCGCGCCUGCCCCGACUCCUGCUCCCGACGACAUCGACCACGACAUGGAGAAGAUCGUGGCGCAAGUGCUCGACUGAUGCUUCGCCACAUCACUACACUCUGCGUAGCUUGCGACGUGCUUCGAUGGAUGACGACGGAACCGUUUCGCCAUAUUCCCGACUCGAUUCAGGUUUAGGAGUAAGAUUGGCGAAGGUUGCAGCUUUGCGUUUGCGCUACACUUAAAUUAUAUGAUUGAGCUAUCGUGAAAUCAAUGUUUUUUUAGUGAACGUUGUGAUUCUGAAGAUUUCUACUUUUAUCGUGAGUGAUCAGCGAGAGAGAGAGAGAGAGAUGAAAAUAUUAUCGUCACUUUACAUUGUUCCCUUACAAAUUCAUGUGAAUCUAUAAAUUGAUGAAUUAUGCUUGCUUUGAUGAUUUGAUUUUGCACGUCAGAUCGAAAUAAAGAAAAGCAAAGUUUCUUGUAAUACUGGCAAAAGACAGAACAAGUUUACAAUUGAUUCAGUUGUACUCUGUUAUAUCCAAUUGUUGUUUCUCUCUCUUUUCAUUUAGAUUGAUUACGCAACAUGUGUUCACAUCCUUCACGCUUCAACCAAUGAUGUUCCAUAAAAUAUUUAGACAUAUCUUUCUGAGUGGUGGGAUUUAGAGAUCAAUCAAAGUUCUUAUGUCAUUAUAAUCUUGCUUAAAUGUGACUGAAGUUAAUUCUUUAAACAUACAUUUGUUUUGUGUAAAUUGGGAAGCUGCAAUCGAGCCACAUACAUAUUUUAUUUGUAAUUUAAAAUCAUGCGGUUUAGGAAUGUGGCAAAACCGUUUUGUACGGAUAUCGGACCACCUUGACUCGGUGGGACCUCUUUAGUUUAACACGUAUUGUGAUACUAAAAUGGGCCCGCGCGGCGCCCGGUAAGGUGUUAGAUUAUGUAUAGCGCGCGCCGACGACACGAGACCGCCUCGGUCUGCGGCGGCUUCCGUCUCAAUACACUAAUAUAUUAUAUCAUGUAUAUAAACUAGUAUCGUGUUUUAAUUUAUCAGCUCUGAGAAUUAUUAUGAUUGUGUGUGUAUUCAAAUUUCGCUCUCGUAGAGUGCGACGAGGGGUGGUCCGUCGAGCCGGAUCGAUGUGAUUCGACCCUAUCGACCGACCCCCCCUCGGGUAGUCGAAUUACGUACGGGCCUAGCCUUUUGCGGUUUUAUCGAUUAUGAUUUUAUUACACGAAUGUACUGACAAUAAUAUGAUUUUAUCGAUGUCUCGCGGCGGGGUCGGCGCUCCAAAUUACUUCGUUUAUAAUGUGAAUGAUUGUAUAUAAAAAUCAUAAGUGAGGCCGAGGGUGUUCUCGUUGUAAUUUCAGUGACAGGUCAGUUGAUGUAGGACGGUUCUUGUUAUAUUUGACUGUGAAUUUCGGAAUGUAAAUAAAAAUUUAUGUUAUCUCAA
Messenger RNA from Chilo suppressalis (striped riceborer), 14684 nucleotides. The record is from the annotation of a GenBank genome assembly. NCBI's taxonomy places the organism in Eukaryota, Metazoa, Arthropoda, Insecta, Lepidoptera, Crambidae.